GUCGUGCUGUGCUCCACGCCUGCUUUAUGUGCGCCAACGGAACUUAGACGGGUGAUUACCACCACUGAGAACAUGGACAUCUCGACUGAUACAGCUUCGGGCGUCGCAAGUGAAGUUACAAACGCGACGCUUCAAGUCUUGCAGGAUGUUGGAGACAGUUACAGAUGUCCCCCCUGUCCACCAUUGCUUCCUCCUGUUCUCUCUCCAUCUGUCAACCAAUGCCUCUCCUGCAAUUUAGGCUUCGACAGCAUCGAUCAACUCUUGGUGCACAACGUUGCCUGUCACGAGACACGCCAGUCACUUCAUGCGGUGCCUGUUGCACCUGACACUGAUGAUGAGGCGGACGGUGGAUUGCCUAGUUUGGGACAUAAAUGCAUCGUCUGUGGUGACGUCAUCGAACCCUGGGCUGCACUCCGUAGGCACAUGACGUCACACGAUCCGACACCACCUGAUGCAGCCUUCUUUAACGACUGGCGCAUGGCAGACGGAACCUUUAGAUGUCCCAUUUGUGGUCAAACUGUGAGCAGGCUUCGCCGCCAUUACGCCCGCCACACGAAUGUUCGCACGUUCUGCUGUCCACAGUGUCCGCGUACCUACAAGACAAGCUUACACUUCCUUGUCCACUUCAGGAGGAUUCACACUACGCUAGUUCGCACUUAUAAAUGUGACCAGUGCGAUUUUACGACUACUUAUGGCCACAUUUUACGUAGUCACACGUUGAGACAUGCUGGCAUAACUCAGGGAGAACGGUGCGAAGUUUGCUUCAAGCUCAUCAAAAAGGGCGGUCUUCUAUACCACCUCUACCAGCAUACGGGUGAAAGGUCAUAUAAGUGCCAAUACUGUCACUCCGGCUUCAUCCUUCCUUCACUCCUAAGACGCCAUGUCGGACGCAUGCAUGGGAGAGUGGAACGCCCUUCUGACCAUGAGGGACGCAAGAGACAUCCAGCACAGGCUCCCGUAGAGGCACUCUCAGACGACGGCCUACCGGGCUUGGACAACCAAUGUGUCGUCUGUGGCAAGACAUUCUCCCUGUGGCAUCUACUGCGAACACACAUGCAGACGCAUGAUUCUGCUCCGUCGGAUCCAAGAUUAUUGGACACCUGCCGCUUGGCGGAUGGAACUAUUCAGUGUCUUAUCUGCGGUAAACACCAAGACAACAUGAGCAGUCUUCGCUGUCACUACAGGCGUCACACCGACGUUCAUCCUUUCAACUGCCCAAGGUGUCCACGUACAUACAAGACGGCUUACCGCUUUAUCGCCCACUUCAAAAGAGCUCACACAUCACUAGCCCGGAUUUAUCGAUGUGAUCUGUGCGAUUUCACGACCUUCCACUCAUACAUACUACGCAGACAUAAUCUGAAACAUGAUGGUAUCGUUGAAAGAGAACGUUGCGAGGUAUGCUUCAAGAUGAUCGGGAAGACGAAAUUGCGGUACCAUUACCUUAUUCACACAGACGAGAAACCGCACGUUUGCAACGUGUGCGGCAAAGGAUUUCGUGUUGGAACACUUCUGAGACGACAUAUUGCUUACGUACACUUGGGCAAGAAACACAAGUACGAACGCAGAGACUGUCAUGUGUGUGGUGUGAAGGUACAUGCCCAAUCUUUAGAGUCACACAUGCGGCGUCACACCGACGAACCUACCAACGUCUGCUGCAUCUGUGGGAGGCACUUCUACAGCCUCAAGAGAUAUAUCCUUCAUAUGGAGAGAAUGCACGUACGCAUCAAAGAUCGGAAAUGCCCGGUCUGCCAGAAGGCAUUCUACGAUGCCUGGGAGGUGUCUCAACACAUGCCGGUGCACGUGGACGAGAAGCGGUUCAAGUGCGAAGUGUGCGGGAAAGGGUUCAAGUGGAAGCACAAGAUCGGGGACCACAUGAAGACACACAGUGAGGAGCGCCCCUUUAAAUGCGAGCUCUGCGGGGAAGCGUUUAAGUGGAAGCAUAAUCUGGCCAACCACGUGCGAGCAAAACACAAAUGAAUCCUAUGUUCGAUCCUGACCGCGUUCCCUUCACUGGGCAACACUAAUAUAGUCUGAAGAACGGGUGGGGAUUUACGUUAUAUAGGGGGGCGUGUGCUGGUAAUGCAUCAACGAAGGGACGGACGGGGACAAGGCCAGACGGUAAGCCACAAGACAAGAAAGAGAAAAGCGCUAAACUUGUAAUGACAGAAAGGCCUGGUGGUUCGAGAGAGGUGUCAGUGUUUGUUCCGUUUGUCCCUGUACAUAAAACCUGUCCGGAGGUUGUCGGCAUUCUCGGUCCUUCUGUCAUUAAAUGCUCGGCCGAGUUAGAAGACGUGUCAUUUUCUUCCUUGUAUGUACCAGCCCUCCCAUGCCCGUUUACAGACUGACAAGGUGGUGGCGACAGCAUCCACGCAGCAGAGAAGCAAUGUGGUCAAUCUGUAGAUUUGCAAUGCGUGACGAAAGGUUAGGUUUUAAAUCCAAUGACAUUUCUAUGAACCCUAUAGAGACUUUAAGUGAGGCGGGGCAUGCAACCAGAUGAUGAUAACGUAACCAUAUAACGCGGUAGUAUGCUCCAACACAACGCACUUGAUGUCCUCGGUAUCUAUCUAUCGAUUGGUUGACUUGAUUGGAACGAACUCCCCACAAACCUCGCAUUCAUUGACGAAAUAUUGAACCUUCAGCAAGCAAAUUCUCCCUCCCAUACCAUUAUCACCGCGCACAUCAACGUAUGUAAUUUUUGGUGUUCGUGUAGUAUUGUUUAUUGUAACACUGUGUAAGCCGCUCUAACAUACUUUAGCAUUUUGUAAAACUUCGUUUUAUUGUAUUCUCACCCCCAUGGUAAUGUCCAUUAGGACCCCUGGGGUACUAUGGAUUAAAUAAUAAUUAGAUAAAUACAUUACCUAAGUAACAAUUAUGUAAGUGCACCCUGUUUGGUGAUUUUUUAAUUGGUUGAUUGAUGAGUAGAAGGGUGCGGUUUCAUGCGGGACCGCGUACGUUACGUUAUAUGUUGAAAGGCGAUAGCAUUUAUGAUUCCAUUGCGGAGAUGAAAAGAACGAGGUGAGGGUAUAGCCCCCUGGAUGAGCUCAUAAAUGCUAUGACAUUUCCAUGACAGAUUUCUUCGUUUGCUUGUUUUGGUUCUUCUGCUCUGCAUGACCUUUCAAUAAACGCUUGUUGUCUGGA
Messenger RNA from Ornithodoros turicata, 3138 nucleotides. RefSeq names its product zinc finger protein ZFP2-like. NCBI's taxonomy places the organism in Eukaryota, Metazoa, Arthropoda, Arachnida, Ixodida, Argasidae. Gene Ontology annotation, cellular component: nucleus. The coding region runs from base 73 to 1977 and encodes 634 amino acids. Gene Ontology annotation, biological process: regulation of transcription by RNA polymerase II. The record is from RefSeq and is a predicted model, not a curated record. The transcript has 7 exons. Gene Ontology annotation, molecular function: DNA-binding transcription activator activity, RNA polymerase II-specific; RNA polymerase II cis-regulatory region sequence-specific DNA binding.